Entelurus aequoreus (snake pipefish) is the source of this 4622-nucleotide messenger RNA. RefSeq names its product gastrula zinc finger protein XlCGF57.1-like. Lineage: Eukaryota; Metazoa; Chordata; Actinopteri; Syngnathiformes; Syngnathidae. The annotation marks the transcript as partial. The record is from RefSeq and is a predicted model, not a curated record. The transcript has a single exon.
CAGCAGCUGAUCGGUAAUCCAGAAGAAGUUUCCCCUCAGUUAGGGGGGAGCUCCACUUUGAAGCAGGAGACUCCACAACCACCCUGCAUUAAAAAGGAAGAGGAGGAUCUCUGCAUAACUCAGGAGGGAGAGUGUCUUCUAGGACGAGAGGAAGCUGAUCUCACCAAGUUGCCACUGACUGUAGUCUCCGUGAAGACUGAAGAUGAUGAAGAGACACCACAAGGAGACAACCUCUUAGUUCCUCUAUUAGAUAGUGAGACUGAAGAGGAGAUUAAAGUUACUUUGAGCAGCGAUACAGACUGUGAAGGUGAAGAGAAACCACAAGUAGACAACCUCUUAGCUCCACUAUCAGAAAGCGAUUGUGAAGACGGGUUUGAGGAACCGUUGAGCCGCGAUCCAGACUGGGAAGGUGACAUAAGGACUCACACUGACAACAAACAGCCUGAAUGCGCUAACAAAAAGAAAGGUAAAAAAGGUUUCAGCUGCUCAAUUUGUGCGAACAGCUUUACAAGAAAGAGCCAUUUGACUCAACACAUGAAAACACACGCCGGAGAGAAAACAUUUAAUUGCUCAGUUUGUGGUAAUAUCUUUGUUUCCAGAGGAGGUUUGACCAAACACCUAAUGACGCACACUGGACUAAAACCAUUUAAUUGUUCAGUUUGCAGUAAAAGCUUUUCGUAUCACAGCAGUUUGACUGAACACAUGAGAACACACACAGGAGAAAAACCAUUUAAAUGCUCAGUUUGUGAUAAACGUUUUUGUCAAAAAACCAAUUUGACAAAACACAUGAGAUUACACACAGGAGAAAAAAAAUUCACUUGCUCGGUUUGUGGUAAGAGCUUUUCUUAUAAGAGCAAUUUGACGCAACACAUGAGAACACACACAGGAGAGAAAGGAUUUGAUUGCUCAGUUUGUAGUAAAAGCUUUUUCCUAAAGAGCAAUUUGACAAAACAUAUGAGAACACACACCGGGGAGAAACGAUUUAAUUGUUCAGUUUGUGGUAAAAGCUAUUCGCAAAAGAAUGGUCUGACUCCACACAUGAAAACACACACAGGAGAGAAACCGUUUAAUUGCCCAGUUUGUGGUAAAAUUUAUGUUUCCAGACAAGGUUUGACUCAACACAUAAUGACACACACAGGACUUCAACCAUUUAAUUGUUCAGUUUGUGGUAAAAGUUUUACUCAGAAGAGCAAUUUGAAUGAACACAUGAGAACACACACAGGAGAAAAGCCAUAUAACUGCUCAGUUUGUGGUAAAAGAUUCUGUCAAAAAUCCAAUUUGGCAAAACACCUGAGCUCACACACUGGAGAAAAAAAAUGUAUCUGCUCAGUUUGUGGUAAAAGCUUUUCUCUUAAGUGCAAUUUGACCCAACACUUGAGAACACACACAGGUGAGAAACCAUAUAAUUGCUCAGUGUGUAAUAAAAGCUUUUUGCAAAAGAGCGCUUUGACGCCACACAUGAGAACGCACACAGGAGAAAAACCAUUUAAUUGUUCUGUCUGCGGUAAAAUCUUUGUUUCCAAAAAAGGUUUGACAAAUCACAAAAUGACACACACUGGACUUAAACCAUUUUAUUGUUCAGUUUGUGGUAAAAGCCUUUCUGGAAACAGCUGUUUAACUCAACACAUGAGAACACACACUGGAGAAAAACCAUUUAACUGUUCAGUUUGUGGUAAAAGCUUUUCUCGGAACAGCCAUUUGACAGAACACAUGAAAAGACACACCAGAGAAAAAACAUUUAGUUGUUCAGUCUGCUGCAAAGGGUUUAAUCAUAAAGCAGACGCAGUAAGACACAUUCAAACACACAAGGGGGAGAAUUACCAGUUAACUGUUUAGUUAGUGGUAUGUUGCUCAUAUGUAGCAAUAUCCACCAAACCCAGGACCUCCAAAUAGUUCCACUGCUUUUUUCACAAAUAUCAGGCACGUUAAAUUUCUGCAAUAAUGCUGAAAUCUGCAUUUUUAAACAUUCUCUUUUUUUGUCAGAAUAUGACUUUGUUGUUUUGUUUAGGGAAAUAGCUAUAAACAUAUUUGGAUGAUGAUGAUCCGAACACGGGUAAUACCAAACCAGUUGCAUUUCUAGGGCAGGCAUGGGCAAAAUACAGUGCACUGGCCGUAUACUGACUGCCGGACAUGUCCAAAUGACGGCAGACAACACGUGCUCAAAUUUCUACAUGUCGUGGAAAUAACUAACAACAAAUCAAUGAUUGGUCAAUCCAAACAAUACCUCGUUUGUGGACAAUAACAUGUGAGAGCCAUUGAAGCACCUUCAAUCUCUUUAUUAACCAGAGGUAACACAAUCCGGUGAAAAUAUUCAACAGAGCAGCCUUCAGAGCCAACAAACUGCCGCUGCUAACUGCUAAAGCUAACGAAUAUAGCUCCCUUGCUGGCGUCCCACCACACUUAGCAACAGACACCGCCUUUUAAAGGCACGCGCACACCCUCUGCUCUCAUUAUGAAACUUUUCUCAACUGCAUAUGACAAAUAUUUGAAGGUUUUUAUCAUAGUAAUGCAUAAAUUACUUCUAGUAAUGAAUUCUGUUUAUUAAGGAUUAAUUCCAUGAGUAAUAUAUGAAUUAUUUGUUUGACUAUACCUAAUUACUUUGUAAAAGUACUUUUUAGAACGCUUGUAUUAACAGUCACAUGGUGUAGAGUUUACGCUAAAUUCUUGCAAUCACCAUUUGUUUAAAAUACUGAUACAUCUCGUAUAUUGCCACUUGGCCUAAUAAUGCUGGGCUAUUAGUUUUGGUCUAUAUCGCCCAGCCCUACAAACAGGUGGUCUUGGAAGUAAAAAGGAGCAACGCUCAUAUGGACUGAAUAUUCAGUGUUUUAUGGUGCAUAGUUAAUAUUUUAAAUCCCACAGUCUUUAUUUUUUAUGUACAUUCUGGGUGUUUUAUUUAGUGAAAAUGCUGUAAAAUUCCAUUCAGUUUUUUGAGGUGGUCUGUCAUAACCUUUUAGCAUUCUUUCAGACAUUAUUGUCCGAGUUUUUAUGUUUAUGAUCAACUUAACCCUUUUUAAGGCAUUUUAAGAUUUUUUUUCACUAAUUAGUGCUAGACAAUCGAAUUUUGAUUUCUAUAGCUUUCGAUUAAUGCAAAGUCCGGAGCUUGUUCAUGUAACCGCUGUUAAAUGCAGAAUAUCUUGGAAAUUGACAUAAAUGUGAGUGAAAUGUUGUCAUAGUGAGGAGAAAGAACAUUUGUUUGGGAAAAUAAUAUGUCCAGGAGCGCUUAUGCAUCCCCAAAACACUCAACCACCACGUCCUAAACCAAACAAUGUCGAGACGGCUCCUUGAAAAAGCGAUUCAACUACGAAGCCAAAGCUGGCAAGAACAAUCCAUACACCCACAACACCUCUCAGCUGCUUGUGUUGUUGUGAACGACAUCAUCCAUGUAAGAUCAAUGUACAAACAAGACAGGAGUCACAACUUGAGAGGGCGUCUUUUUUUCCUCUUUUUUUUUUUUUUACAGCCUCAUAUUGUCUCCUUACUCGUUGUCAAGCUGAGCGCAGCACUCUUCCUCUCUUCACAAUAAUAGCGCGGUGUGCCACAUCCAGUCUGACUGCGCUAACAAAUUAAAGGUUUGAAGAAAGUACUUUACACAAGCAUAAUGUACGUAGAGCACUUAUUGAUAGAUUUACACAAUUGUUAUGCUUUGCCUUAAAAUACUGGUCAAAAUUGUCCAAAAACAUAUCCCACCGAUAAAUGUAAGGAGUUUUGCAUUUAAAUAACAAAAAUGUUGAUAAAUCUUAUUUGACAAAAAAAAAAAAACAGGCACUCUAUGGUGGUAAAAUAACUGUAAAAGGCACACAAAAAAAAACCUGAAUUUAAACAGAAUAACUUUUACAUUGUUAUUGUUUUUUUGUUUUUUUAUUGGUAAUAGUAUUAUUUUAAUUGUUGUAGCUUAUACGUUACGAAUUAAUGUCCUUUAUUUUAAAACUAAAGUUGAGUUUAGGUACUAAAGUAGCAGUAGAGUGGAAAAACAAGUUGACUUUAGGUGCUUGUUUGUGUUUCAUUGUAUCCAUUAAAUCAUAACCAUAACCUACUCAGUGGCUGAGUGGUUAGUGUGUCCGCCCUGAGAUCGGUAGGUUGUGAGUUCAAACCCCGGCCGAAUCAUACCAAAGACUAUAAAAAAAAAUGGAACCCAUUACCUCCCUGCUUGGCACUCCGCAUCAAGGGUUGGAAUUGGGGGUUAAAUCACCAAAAAUGAUUCCCGGGCGCAGCCACUGCUGCUGCUCACUGCUCCCCUCACCUCCCAGGGGGUGAUCAAGGGUGAUGUGUCAAAUGCAGAGAAUAAUUUCGCCACACCUAGUAAGUGUGUGUGACAAUCAUUGGUACUUUAACUUUUUUUUACUUAAUAUCCAAUUGUAUUUACAAUCCGCAAACUAUGUAAAAAUACAGUCUAAAAUGCCACAAAUUCAGCCAGCCAUUUUGAAUAUUCCGCUCCGAACUUCUUCGGUAAUUUCCGUAGAUUCUGCGUCACUGUAGUAACGCUAACUGCACUCUGACCAUAUUAUUAGGUCAGUCAUACUGGAAAUACGCAAACAUUUGGAAAGUGUCAUGAUCCGUGGUCGGAUCAUGUUUGGUUUAGUUAUGUUCUGUUGGUUUUGGACUCCCUUUAGUUCCGGUUUUGU